Messenger RNA from Neopsephotus bourkii (Bourke's parrot), 1396 nucleotides. It is a transcript of the gene PAM, whose product is annotated as peptidylglycine alpha-amidating monooxygenase. Bases 63 to 755 code for a protein of 230 amino acids. Gene Ontology annotation, molecular function: protein binding. The transcript has 6 exons. NCBI's taxonomy places the organism in Eukaryota, Metazoa, Chordata, Aves, Psittaciformes, Psittacidae. The record is from RefSeq and is a predicted model, not a curated record.
UUUAUGUGUGUUUUUAAAGCAAAUCUGGUGUUGUUGCAGGUCUCCUCUUUGCAGUUAAUGGAAUGCCUUACCCUGGAGAGGCAGAACCAGUACAAGGAUUUGUGAUGAACUUCUCUACUGGAGAAAUAAUUGAUACUUUUAUUCCACUUAGAAAGAGCUUUGAGAUGCCACAUGAUGUUGUUGCUUCAGAAGAUAAAACAGUAUUUGUGGGAGAUGUUCAUGCCAGAGCAGUGUGGAAGUUUGCAUCCACAGAAAAAAUGGAACAUCGGUCAGUUAAAAAGGCUGGUAUUGAGGUACAGGAAAUAAAAGAAUCAGGAACAAUUGUAGAAGGCAGAUUGAAAAACAACCCAGAAUCAACAGACCCUGUAAAGAAGCAGGAAAAACAACAUUUAGUCCAACAACACACCAGCACUGGAAUUUCAUUUGUUUUUAUUACAACUCUUCUAAUUAUCCCUGUUGUUGUUCUGCUGGCAAUUUUAUUAUUUAUUCGAUGGAGGAAGACAACUGUCUAUGGAGGUGAUGGGGAACACAAACUUGAUUCAAGUUCAGGAAGAAUUUUAGGCAGAGUUAGAGGGAAAGGCAGUGGUGGCCUUAAUCUUGGGAACUUUUUUGCAAGUCACAAGAGCUACAGUCGAAAAGGUUUUGACCGAGUGAGCACUGAAGGCAGUGAUCAAGAAAAAGAUGAAGAUGAAGGCACAGAUUCAGAGGAAGAGUGUUCAGCACCACCAACUCCACCAGCACCUUUAUCCUCCUGAAACCAGCCUUUAAGUUCUCCAUUAUACGAUCCAACCCAAAAAGUCAUAUUCCUUUUCCCUUAAAGCACGUUUAAGAUUUUGUGUAUUUAAUUGUAAACUGUACGAGUCUGUGUGGGGCUGUACACUGGUUCCUUUAGUUUUUGUUUGGUUUUAAUUAUGUUUUUUUUAGGCAGAGGAGUGUAAGAAAGUUCCAAAUCAGUGCUGUUGUUUUUUAUGUGAGCAUCUUAAUAAAGCAAAGUCUUCUAAUUGCAGCACUGAUUUAAAGCAGUAGAAUUUUCUCAUUUUAAACUGGGGAUCUUGUAAAUAAGUCAUACUAUCUGCUUCAUCAAAAUACUUUUCCUGUAACUAUUCAAUUGCCAAUUUCUGUUUUGUGCCUUUCCUCUUCAAUGUCCUUAACUUGUUGCAGUACAGAGAAAAUACAGUGCCACAAGAAAAUAAAGCUGCUAAAUCUUCUUCUAUUUUUUUAAAAUCACUAACAUUAUAUUGCAUUGAAGGAAAGAAAAAAGUCUCUAUUUAAUUUUUUUUCUUCUUCCAAACUUGAUGUGUUUCUGGGAUGUCUUAUUUUUAGAUGGUAUCACUGUUAGAACACUAUUUUCAGAAGCUGAAUGUAAUUUGUGUAAUAAAGUAUUUGCAAAGCAUUA